CCUCCCGUGCGCGAAUCGCAACUUUUCCUCCCGGCGCCGCUCCGCGUCCGGGUUUCGCUUCCUUCGGCGGAAUCUCCCUCCUUUCCCCGCCGGUGGUCGGGCGCUCUUCGCCGGCUACGAUCCUUCGGGAUCUGCUUCCCACCCCGUUCGCGUCCUCCGUGCAGUUCGCUUCUGGCCCAAAAGGCUGAGCCGUCUCCCGGGAGCACCCCGCGCUUCUCCUCCCGCUUUCCCCGGCGGGCACGGUCCGUGUCCCGCUUGCUCGGCCCGGCGGGCAAAGGCGGGCGCGCCCCUGCCUGCCGCCCCUCGGUGCUUGCCAGCCGCCCGCCCGCAGCUCCGAUGAAACCCGGCGGGGGAGCCGAGGCGCCGGAGGGCGAGGGCGCGGAAGGGGAGCGGGAGCCGCUGAACCCGGAGUCGUCGGAGCCGCUGGGCGUCUCCGCCACUUACCGAGAGUUCGUCCGGCGAAGUUACCUGGAGCUGAUGAGCGCCAACCAGCACUCGCUACACGCCCUGAAUUGGCGGCGGCUUUAUCUUAGCCGGGCCAAGUUGAAAGCCUCCAGCCGCACUUCGGCUCUGCUCUCCGGCUUUGCCAUGGUAGCCAUGGUGGAGGUGCAGCUGGAAGACUACGACUACCCUUGGCAGCUGCUGGUGGCCUUCAGUGCCUGCACGACGGUGCUGGUGGCCGUCCACCUCUUCGCUCUUAUGAUCAGCACCUGCAUCUUGCCCAAUAUUGAAGCUGUCAGCAACAUCCAUAACCUCAAUUCGGUCAACGAGUCUCCCCACGAACGAAUGCACCACUACAUUGAGCUGGCCUGGGGCUUCUCCACAGCCUUGGGGAUCUUCCUCUUCCUCGCUGAAGUGGUGUUGAUCUGCUGGGUCAAGUUUAUGCCUGUCGGCAACAUGGGGGCAAGCAGGAAGUGCUGCGCUCCAGAAAGGCCCCACGAUGGCAACGCCACAGCCCCCACAGACAGCUCUGGCUGGAAUGCUGCCAUGGCCUCCACGGUGAUUAUGGUUCCAGUUGGCGUCGUGUUCAUCAUCUUUGCUUUGCAUUUCUACCGCUCCUUGGUGGGACACAAAACUGACCGGCAUCAGCAAGAGCUGGAAGAACUUAACCAGAUCAAAUAUCAGUUGGACGGAGAAGCCACAUCUCUGCAAGUGGUGUGAGUUGGCAGCCUCACUUGAACUGCAACUGAUGUGAACUUUCGGAGAGAAAGGCCCCACUGACGUCGGUUGUAUCCUGAUUUUGUCUCGACGGAAAAACUGUUAAGUAACUGCCACUGUUGGAAUUUAACCCCAAAGCUGUGGUGUUGAUGUCACUCCACAGUCUUCCAACGUCCCAACAUGUAUUUGCAUUUCCUAGGAGACAAUUUUCAAGAAGACCAGGAGAAAUGGGUUGCUCUUGAAAAGAGCAGGGAGUGAAAUCUAGGGAGCCUUCCCUGGGGAAUCCCCGUUUGGUAGAUUUUCGAUCCUACAGUAAAAUGUUUACAGGAGGCAGUUGUUGAGGCAGAGGAGGGGGAGGAGGGACAGCUUUAGCCUCUCCAGGGGUGAGACUGUUGCUUUGUCCUGUAAGAUUUCAACUUUGUCUGCAGAACAGAAGAUAAUCAAAAGGUCUUUGGUAUUUCUGACAUUUUGAAAUGGGUGGGUUCAGUCCGUUCAUUUGUAGUCCAUUUCCCUCUUCUUCUCAUCUUUGUACAUAAGAAAUGGUAGAGUUCACCAACCAAGAUUCGUUGGGCUAACUUUUGAACAGGUGUUCGACCUGCUAGGUCCCUAGCAGGCCUAACAUUGUGGCCUAAUUAAGUCCUGACAUUCUCAAGCUGAUGUCCCCUUCAGCUUUCACUGUGCAGUUGCUGCUUGUUGGACAAUCUGAAGAUAUCCCCAAUACCAAACCUUUCCAUCAGUUUGAUGGAGAGUGGCUGCAUCUCCAGACGGCCUAGCCUUGGAUUCUCAAAGGGGCUAGGAAGUAUUUGCAUCUUGGACUCGGCAUUGUAAAUGCAAUUCUUCCAGUUAGUCCCUUCCCCCGCCCACCAUUUUUGGGACACCCUGAAUCCCACAUUCCCAGGCAGGGUGUUUGACCUAGCACAUCUGGAAGGCACCAGGAUGGGGGACACUGUUCUGUAGCCAAACUCUUCCCAUGCAGUCUAUGCCAUUCCUCAAAUGCUUGUUUGCUUACCUCUUUGGAAACUUGGCAUCAGUUUUGGAUCAUUGUCAGAAUUGGGGUCGGUACAGAAAGUUGGACUUCUGACCCAGGAAUUCCUGGAACAUGCAUAUUAUCCCCAUAUAUGUGCUUUGCCCCCAGUCAUAAAUUGUCUGCCCCUCCCUAGGGAUCCUUAUUUAUAGAGACAAAGUCACACAGUAUCCUGGGAGGGGGGGACAGACCCCGGGGGGGAGGGGGACGACAACGGAAGGGACAGACUGCUUGGCUCCAGUAGGAGAUGGCUUCAUUGCUUGGGGUAUUUUUCCAGAGGAGAAAGCAGACUAUUGGGGUGUGGUAGAAGUUAAAUAAAUCUAAGUCCAGUUUAGGAAUUUGGGGGUGGAAUUUUGCUUGCCCCUUGUGUUUUCUUUCAAGGACAGAUUUGGCCUCAGUCUUUGGUGAGGAGAGCCACUGAGCGUUAAAACCAAUCUUCUCUCUUUCCACCUUCCUCAACUUCCUGUCCUGCACAGAUGUGGACCACAAUCUUAUCUUAUGGUUGAAGAUGCUGAGAGCGGCAGUUGUAGACAGGAAAUGCCACAUUCUAGAAGAUGCCUG
Messenger RNA from Thamnophis elegans (Western terrestrial garter snake), 2743 nucleotides. RefSeq names its product ORAI calcium release-activated calcium modulator 3 (gene ORAI3). The transcript has 2 exons. The record is from RefSeq and is a predicted model, not a curated record. Lineage: Eukaryota; Metazoa; Chordata; Lepidosauria; Squamata; Natricidae. Bases 337 to 1161 code for a protein of 274 amino acids. Gene Ontology annotation, biological process: store-operated calcium entry. Gene Ontology annotation, cellular component: membrane. Gene Ontology annotation, molecular function: store-operated calcium channel activity.